This is a messenger RNA of Aspergillus tanneri, 291 nucleotides long. RefSeq lists its product as uncharacterized. Bases 1 to 291 code for a protein of 96 amino acids. The transcript is spliced from 2 exons. The record is from RefSeq and is a predicted model, not a curated record. NCBI's taxonomy places the organism in Eukaryota, Fungi, Ascomycota, Eurotiomycetes, Eurotiales, Aspergillaceae.
AUGGAUCGCAAAGCUAACCAACACCCCGCCGUCGAACGGAGUCGGCUGGACUAUCCGGAUACAGAAAGUCAUAAAGACAUCCGUAUUCUAACAGUUGGGACCAAACGGCUGGGCUCGACUGAGUGUGAUAAUGAAGGAAUGGGCAUUGAUGCCUCUUCUGAUGAGGCGAAACCACGAGGUGUGAACGACAAUCUCUAUCAAACUGGAUUUAGCGGAUUCUUCGAUUUCCGAGAUGUGCAGCUCCACAAAGUUUUGGUAAGCUGGGCCGAACGGGUAGAGCGUGGCGAUUAG